GCCGCCUACCUUGAGCGGAGACUUCGACGCGCGGUUAGGCGACGAACUCGUCGUGCCCCGUGAUUUAAAGUGUACCCGUCCUUGGCAGUAAAAGUCAACGGGUAGUUAGCUUCCGCGGUGGUGCAGCGUUCCGCGGAAGAUUUAGCAAAAUAACUGGCUCUGUCACAACAUUGUUGUGUACAGUAAUUCUGUGUACCUUUAAAGCCGGAACAGAAGGGAACAAGUUUCGUACCUCUGUUUAAUUUUUCUUUAACAUGGAGUUGAUAAACGCAGUGAGAAGUGUUACUAUUUCUGUGUGUCAGUGAUAGAGAAUCGAAGCUGUUUUACAUUAUUUAUUAUUACAAGUGAAAUGUGUCAGUGCAUAUUCCAGUUUGUAGUUUCUUUCGUGAUUAAUGACAAGCGUUAAUACUAUUUCUGUGCACCAUUCACAACGAAAUAGUGCCACUGAGUAUACCGUAAUCGAUCGGUGAUUAUUUCGUUUGUGCUGUUGUUUUUCAGUUUGGUUGGUGAGUAACGUGAAGUGUUUCAGUUGAGGUAUGAUCGGUUCAGAUUGUGUUCUUAACACGAUCGAGCAUUUAUCGAAGACCGUGUACCCAUUGUGUGUAACGUAGGAAGUGUAAUUCUCGACGACGUGUUCUAAUGCCUACCGUGUGUCAGUGACCUCUGAGCAAUCAGAAAAUCGUUAAGUGUAGUGUUGUAAGCUGCCAGUAAUGCUUUCUGGCGAUGGCUGCAGACAACAGUGGGAGUGGUGGUGGCUUGCUGAUGUGCCGUCACUGGUGGAAAGUGUGUUGGUUGCACGGCGACCAAUCAAAGUACUACCGCCAGCUGUAUGGGCGGAGGGCAGCGGUCGUCACAACGCGACCGCAAGCGCGCCACCAACUGGAGGAUGGCUCACCGGACACAGAGCGCGAUCAUGGUGACGUCACUCUGCCCGGCAGCUCGCACGACCAUCAGAAGGUGUGCCGCAACUGCCGGUGCGCGCGGCAGGAGCACUGCGUGGGCGGCGCCAUGGCGGGCGCGGUCAGCCCCGAGCCGGACAAGCUGCUGCAGCUGCCGCCCCACAAGGCGGCCGCCGCCCCCGGGCCGCCGCCAGCCGCCGCCGCCGGCGACCCGCACCGACAGUCGCAAUCCGACGACGACUCGGGCUGCGCGCUGGAGGAGUACACCUGGGUGCCGCCUGGACUCCGCCCCGACCAGGUGCACGUGUACUUCUCGGCGCUGCCCGAGGACAAGGUGCCGUACGUGAACAGCGCGGGCGAGCGGUACCGGGUGCGCCAGCUGCUGCAGCAGCUGCCGCCGCACGACAACGAGGUGCGCUACUGCCACGGCCUGAGCGACGAGGAGCGCAAGGAGCUGCGCCUCUUCUCGGCGCAGCGCAAGCGCGAGGCGCUUGGUCGCGGCGCCGUGCGACAGCUCAGCGCGCCCAUGGCCUGCGACGGGUGCGAGGAGCCGCUGUCGGGCGGCGACAUGGCGGUGUUUGCGUCGCGGGCUGGCCCCGCCGCCUGCUGGCACCCCGCCUGCUUCACCUGCUGCGUCUGCCGCGAGCUGCUGGUAGAUCUCAUCUACUUCUGGAAGGACGGCCGCCUCUACUGCGGCCGACACCACGCAGAGACGCUCAAGCCGCGCUGCUCCGCCUGCGACGAGAUCAUCCUGGCGGACGAAUGCACGGAGGCGGAGGGCCGCGCGUGGCACAUGAACCACUUCGCGUGCUUCGAGUGCGACCGGCAGCUGGGCGGGCAGCGGUACAUCAUGCGCGACGGCCGCCCCUACUGCCUGCACUGCUUCGACGCCAUGUUCGCUGAGUACUGCGACUCGUGCGGGGAGCCGAUCGGCGUCGACCAAGGCCAGAUGAGCCACGAGGGCCAGCACUGGCACGCCACGGAGCAGUGCUUCUGCUGCCACACGUGCCGCGCCUCGCUUUUGGGCCGGCCCUUCCUGCCGCGUCGCGGCGCCAUCUACUGCAGCAUCGCGUGCAGCAAGGGCGAGCCGCCCACGCCCUCCGACAGCUCGGCGGGCCCGGCGGGCGGCGGCGGCCCGCGGCGGCGCGCGCCCUCCGAGUCCAGCGCCAGCGCCAGCCUCACGCCUCCGGGGUCGCCCGACGCCGCCUCCAGGCUGCGCCGCCCCCAACACCGGCCGCAGCCGCCGCCGCCCCUGUCGCCGCGGCGGCUGUCCCCGCCGCGGGCGGCGCCGUGCCAGUCGCCCACGGCCAGCCACCACUCCUCGCAGUCUCAGUCGCCGACGCCCAGCCUGCAGGCGUCGCCACUGCGCAGCCCGCCGCCCUCCCGCUCGCCCAAGAUGGGGCGGCGCGCUCUGCAGCGGGACCGCGCGGGCGCCGCCUCCGCCUGCAAGGCGCCGCCCCCGACGCCGCCUCCGGCCCCACCACCCGCGCCCGACCCGCCGCCUCCGCCGCCAGCCAGCGAGCCGCCGCAGUACAACAUACAGCCCUCGCCGUCGCCAGCUGGGAAGGGGCUGGACCGUGUGUUACUGGAGCGUAACCUCGAGCGACUGCUUUCGGAGCACGGUGGCGGAUCCUCGGGGCCUGGCAGCAUGACAGCAGGUCCAAUGGAUGCACAGCCCGCUGGCUGCAACCCCGAUCUGGAGAGGCUGUUGCACGCACGUGACCGUAGCCGCGAGCCACUGCACUUGGCCGAACUCAGUCUGAGCCUGGACGCAUGGAAGCCACCACCGCCCCCAGCACCGCCUCCUCCACCCCCGCCCGCAUCUGCACCGCAGCAGAGCUCACCCGUGCCGACCACCCCACUCCCCGAGGCUACGCCUGACAUUCUGCCACGUAGGCCCACACCGCCCCCACCUCACCAUCACCACUUCCCAGUACCCCAGCAGCAGCAAUCACCACUGCCACAUCAACCGGCUUCACCCUCACGGCGGCAGGGCAAGGCAAGCAAGGGGCAGCUGAGCGUGCGUUUCCAGGGUGACAGGCACGAUGAUAUCGAUCGCGACAUUGACGAUGCAGAAGAGGGCGCUGCUGCAGGUUGCAGCGUGUCGGCGUCGGCAACACUGUCAUCGUCUCCGAGCCGGCACCGGACAACAUUCCCACGCAGCAGGAGCUACUCGGGCAGGUCGCGCUACCGUGACCGUGACCGGGAUCGUGACUACAGCUACGGCUACGAAGACUCACGGAGGGCGCGCGGGCCGCGCAAGACCAACUCUGAGAGCCACGUGCCCAGUGGCAGCGCUGCGCGCUUCCCACUUCCGCCGUCGUCGGCAGCGGACCGCGAUGAUGCAGACAGUUACUGCUCCACCUGCUCCUCUAGCUCCAGCAGCGACGAAUACGCCUAUGAGCUGCCGCCGAGGCGCGCCUACGGUGGUGUCCGCAUCUCGUACGUGCCCAACGAUGCACUAGCAUGCGCCCGCCGUCAGCAGCAAGCUGCAUCUGCAGCCCCCAAGUCACCUACAAAGAAGAGUGGUGCCACCGAUGACAAGGACAAGAACUGCACCAUCUCCUGAUCCCGGUGUCCUCCACCGCCUGUGGAAUCCCAGCGGCGCUGAUCGUACCUGGCAGCGAGUACAGUUCCUGGUUCUAUGGCUGCUCCUCUGACACUAUAUGGAUGGUGGCUCUUCUAUUAGAGAACUGUGAAGACUGUGUGAAAUGUUUUGAAGUGUGACAUGUACUCGCAGACAGAAUAAGAACUACGCAAACUAUAGUAGCUCCUCUUUCUUAUGGUCCAAUAAUUCUACGGUUUGCGCUCAUUGUUUUACUCUCACCCACAUGAUCUCCGAGCAAAGAAGUAAUUCAAAUUCAGUGACAAGGCAGCUAGAAAUAUGAUUUGUGAUGCUGAUAUUU
Messenger RNA from Schistocerca gregaria, 3805 nucleotides. Its product is annotated as protein prickle-like. The transcript is spliced from 8 exons. The record is from RefSeq and is a predicted model, not a curated record. Bases 724 to 3468 code for a protein of 914 amino acids. NCBI's taxonomy places the organism in Eukaryota, Metazoa, Arthropoda, Insecta, Orthoptera, Acrididae. Gene Ontology annotation, molecular function: zinc ion binding.